GUAAUAACCAAGCUUAGAAAAUGGUUGAAAAUUGAAAUCAAAUCACCACCUUGUCACUCGAUAAUGGCGUCAUCUAUUUUGUCUCUCCUCCUCCUCCGGCGCCGUCCACCCCUAAGUUCCUUCUGCCGCCGCACAUACACACACAGGAAGCCGCCAUAGAAUUACAGAGCCGCUAAUCGUCACUUGAAUGCAACAUUUGCUACAGCGCCUUUGGUUCUGCAAUUUAAGUAUUGGCAGGUCAGUUUAGUUGAAAAUGCAGGCUUUUCUACAUUAGGUGUCAAAGCAAAGUAAUUUGAGGGAAAAUAGCUUGGCAUUAGUAAGUAAGGAUCUUCGCAUUACAGAAUCGGGCCAAUUGCUUCGGGCUUGGCCACGUCUCGAAUUCGAUGGAAACGAGGGGGAGUAUCGAGGGUGUGUUCUCAUCUUCUUCCAAGGCCAGAUCAUUCAGAGCUCAAUCUUCUGAUCUGUGUUUCUUGGAAUUUACUAACGGAGAUGUCGAGGAUGUUGCACCUGCCAAAAUCCAAGUGAAAUCAUACGAAUCAGUAUUGCCGUACGUCGGUGUCUCUUGUUUAGGGGCCGUUUUGUUUGGAUAUCAUCUAGGGGUGGUUAAUGGAGCUUUAGAGUACCUUGCCAAGGAUCUCGGUUUUGCAGAGAACACGGUUUUGCAAGGUUGGGUUGUUAGUGCACUUCUUGCUGGUGCGACUGUCGGUUCUUUUACUGGAGGUUCAUUAGCCGAUAAAUUUGGCCGAACAAAGACUUUUAUGUUGGACGCAAUUCCAUUAACAGUUGGAGCAUUUCUUUGUGCCACAGCACAAAGUAUAGAGACGAUGAUAAUCGGCCGCUUACUCUCUGGAAUCGGAAUCGGCAUAUCAUCAGCUAUUGUGCCACUUUACAUAUCCGAGAUCUCACCUACUGAAAUUCGUGGGACGCUCGGAUCCGCCAACCAGUUAUUUAUAUGUAUCGGGAUUCUUGCAGCAUUGGUAGCUGGAUUGCCUUUGGCAGGGAAUCCUUUGUGGUGGCGGACAAUGUUUGCUGUUGCAGUUAUCCCAUCUGUACUAUUGGCACUUGGAAUGGCGUUCUCUCCCGAAAGUCCCCGAUGGCUUUAUCAGCAAGGGAAAAUUUCUGAAGCUGAAGUUUCCGUAAAAAGACUGUACGGCAAAGAAAGAGUUGCUGAGUUUAUGAGUGACCUGGAUUCAGCAGGUCAAGGUUCCUCCGAACCCGAAGCUGGAUGGUUUGAUCUUUUCAGCAGUCGUUACAGGAAAGUUGUCAGUGUUGGGGCAGCUCUCUUUUUGUUCCAGCAGUUUGCUGGAAUAAAUGCAGUUGUUUACUACUCGACUUCGGUUUUCCGCAGUGCUGGUGUUACAUCUGAUGUUGCUGCCAGUGCUCUGGUCGGGGCAGCAAACGUUUUCGGAACAACUAUUGCAUCAUCGUUGAUGGAUAAAGAGGAGCGGAAAAGUUCUUUUGCUUAUAAGUUUGCAGGAAUGCUUGAUGUUUAUGUAUACAGUUAUGUAUUAUCGUUCUCUCUUGGUGCUGGCCCCGUGCCUGCACUUCUACUCUCGGAGAUUUUUGCGUCAAGAAUCAGAGCUAAAGCAGUGGCUUUGUCUUUGGGCAUGCAUUGGAUAUCGAAUUUCGUUAUCGGCUUGUACUUCUUGAGUGUGGUGAACAAGUUUGGUAUCAGCGCAGUGUACCUGGGAUUCGCGUCUGUUUGUCUUGCAGCAGUCGUGUAUAUAUCUGGUAACGUUGUCGAAACGAAGGGACGAUCUUUGGAGGAAAUAGAACUUGCUCUCAGCCCAGCUAUUUGAUUAUUCUCGUUUUCCGCAAUUUUGGUGCUUUCUUUACUGUGCUAUGUAUGUAUAUAUUAUACACAACUCUGCCACAUAGUUUUGUAUAUGAAUUAAAUCAUCCAUCUUUUGAUCCU
Molecule: messenger RNA, 1915 nt
Organism: Erythranthe guttata (spotted monkey flower)
Lineage: Eukaryota; Viridiplantae; Streptophyta; Magnoliopsida; Lamiales; Phrymaceae
Source: RefSeq, a predicted model, not a curated record